UCUCUCUCUCUCUCAGUCUCAUCCUCCGGGCAGGCCUCCUUGUUCCUCUCCCCUCGCAUCCCCAAAUCCGGAGCCGCCGGGCCCUCGAUCUUCCCCGGCGGGCGCGCCUCCGUCGACGAGCGAAGCAACGCCGCCUCCGUCCCUCGUCCUCUCCACCGGACCGGCGUGGUGCGGGGUGGAGCGGGGAGGAGAGGUGAGGGGAGGGGAGGGGGAGGUGAGGAGAUCCGGCCGGGCCGAUCUCUUCUGCUGUGUGCGGUGCCGGGAGGGAGGUUGCUGCGAGGGGGUAGGAUAGGGUAGGGUUGGAGCAGAAGGCGCAUCCGCCGCUGGGUGGUGGGUGCGGCGUGGAGAGAGGAUGUCGUCGCUGAGCCGGGAGCUGGUCUUCCUCAUCCUGCAGUUCCUCGAUGAGGAAAAGUUCAAGGAGACUGUUCACAAGCUUGAGCAGGAGUCUGGGUUCUACUUCAACAUGAAGUACUUUGAGGAUGAAGUGAUCAAUGGCAAUUGGGAUGAGGUUGAGCGCUACCUCGGUGGCUUUACCAAGGUUGAUGACAACCGUUACUCAAUGAAGAUAUUCUUUGAGAUCCGCAAACAGAAGUAUCUUGAGGCUCUCGAUAAGCAUGAUCGUUCCAAGGCAGUUGAAAUCUUGGUCAAGGACCUGAAGGUCUUUGCGUCUUUUAACGAGGAGCUGUUUAAGGAGAUCACACAGCUAUUAACAUUGGAAAACUUUAGGGAAAAUGAGCAACUCUCCAAAUACGGUGAUACAAAAUCUGCUAGAGCAAUAAUGCUUGUUGAGCUGAAGAAGCUGAUUGAAGCUAACCCCUUGUUCCGUGACAAGCUCCAGUUUCCCAAUCUGAAGAGCUCAAGAUUGCGGACCCUUAUAAACCAGAGCUUAAACUGGCAGCACCAGCUUUGCAAAAACCCUAGACCUAAUCCUGAUAUUAAGACUCUGUUUGUUGAUCAUUCUUGUGGACAACCAAAUGGUGCCCGUGCUCCAUCGCCAGCAAACAAUCCAUUAAUUGGAUCUAUACCAAAGCCUGGAGGUUUCCCCCCAUUGGGUGCUCAUGCACCGUUUCAACCUGCACCUACACCUGUCCCACCACUGGCUGGCUGGAUGUCAAACCCUCCAGCAGUAACACAUCCUGCCGUGUCUGGUGGAGCUAUUGGAUUUGGUACUCCUACAAAUCCUGCGGCUAUAUUAAAGCAUCCUAGAACACCAACAACUGCCAAUCCUUCCAUGGAUUAUCCAUCAGGAGAUUCUGAUCAUGUCUCCAAGAGAACGAGACCAGUUGGGAUGUCUGAGGAGGUGAAUCUUCCAAUGAAUAUGUUACCUGUGACUUAUCCACAGAGUCAUAGUUACCCACAAGAUGAUUUUCAUAAAACUGUUGCACGGACAUUGAGUCAAGGAUCAGCUCCAAUGAGCAUGGACUUCCAUCCAGUUCAGCAAACUCUUCUUCUUGUUGGUACCAAUGUUGGUGACAUUGGAUUAUGGGAUGUUGGUACCAAGGAAAGACUUGUUUUAAGAAACUUCAAGGUUUGGGAUGUUACAAAAUGCUCAAUGGCCCUCCAGGCUUCACUUGUCAAAGACCCUACUGUCUCAGUUAAUCGCAUAAUCUGGAGUCCUGACGGAACCUUGUUUGGUGUUGCUUAUUCAAGGCACAUUGUACAAAUCUAUUCAUACAAUGGCGGUGAUGAUAUCAGGCAGCUCUUGGAGAUUGAUGCGCAUGUCGGUGGUGUAAACGACAUUGCAUUUGCCCAUCCAAAUAAGCAGCUAUGUAUAAUAACCUGUGGAGAUGAUAAGACAAUUAAGGUCUGGGAGGCCACAAGUGGAGCAAAGCAAUUUACGUUUGAAGGUCACGAAGCUCCUGUUUAUUCAGUUUGUCCGCAUUAUAAGGAAAAUAUUCAGUUCAUCUUCUCAACUGCUUUAGAUGGAAAGAUAAAGGCUUGGCUAUAUGAUAAUUUGGGAUCUAGAGUUGACUAUGAUGCACCAGGACAUUGGUGCACGACAAUGGCAUAUAGUGCAGAUGGUUCAAGGCUAUUUUCUUGUGGGACUAGCAAAGAUGGUGAAUCACAUCUGGUGGAAUGGAAUGAAAGUGAAGGAGCUGUCAAGAGAACUUACCAGGGAUUUCGCAAGCGAUCGAUGGGUGUUGUUCAAUUUGAUACCACCCGGAACAGGUUCUUGGCUGCUGGAGAUGAAUUCUUGAUUAAAAUAUGGGACAUGGACAACACAAGUCUUCUGACUACCAUUGAUGCCGAUGGUGGUCUUCCUGCAAGUCCACGGGUUCGCUUUAACAAGGAGGGUACUUUGCUGGCUGUUUCUACCCAUGACAAUGGUAUCAAGAUCUUAGCAAAUGCUGAUGGAGUUCGGUUGCUGCGCACACUGGAAAAUCGUUCAUUUGAUGCUUCUCGCAGUGCGUCUGAGACUGUAACAAAGCCCCUAAUGAAUCCAUUGACUGCUGCUGCGGCGGUUGCAUCAGCUGCUGCUGCUGGAACUAGUUCAGCAAAUGCUGCUCCACCGGCAAUAACUGCACUGAAUGGGGAUAGCAGAAGCUUGGUGGAUGUAAAACCGAGAAUAGCUGAAGAGCCAUUGGAUAAAUCAAAAGUCUGGAAGCUUAUGGAGAUAACUGAGUCAAGUCAGUGCAGAUCAUUGAAACUAACAGAUAAUAUGAGGACAAGCAAGAUUUCAAGACUUAUUUACACAAAUUCUGGUGUUGCUAUCUUGGCUUUAGCUUCAAAUGCUGUUCAUCUACUCUGGAAAUGGCCUCGCAAUGACCGGAACUCAACUGGAAAGGCUACUGCGAGUGUUUCUCCUCAAUUAUGGCAACCUCCAAGUGGCAUCCUCAUGACUAAUGACAUCACCGAUAAUCCUGAAGAAGCUGUUCACUGCUUUGCAUUGUCAAAGAAUGAUUCAUAUGUCAUGUCUGCCUCUGGAGGGAAAAUCUCUCUAUUCAACAUGAUGACUUUUAAGACGAUGACAACUUUUAUGCCUCCACCGCCAGCGGCAACAUUUCUUGCUUUCCACCCUCAAGAUAACAACAUCAUUGCAAUUGGAAUGGAUGACUCAACCAUUCAAAUCUACAAUGUCCGAAUUGAUGAGGUCAAAAGCAAACUUCGAGGGCACUCUAAAAAAAUUACUGGACUAGCUUUUUCAAAUGUAUUAAAUGUGUUAGUCUCUUCUGGAGCUGAUGCUCAGAUAUGUGUGUGGAGCACAGAUGGGUGGGAUAAAUUAAAGAACAGAAUGUUACAGAUACCAUCAGGUCGUCCAACAUCGAAUAUCUUAGACACGCGCGUUCAAUUCCAUCAGGAUCAAUUGCAUUUUCUUGUUGUGCAUGAAACCCAGAUUGCCAUAUAUGAAACUACAAAAUUAGAACCUGUGAAGCAGUGGCCUGUUCGCGAGAAUUCUCCUCCAAUAACACAUGCCAUGUUCUCCUGCGAUAGUCAACUGAUUUAUGCAAGCUUUCUGGAUGCCACUGUCUGCAUAUUUAAUGCAUCGAGUUUGAGACUACAAUGUCGAAUUCUUCCAGCUUCCUAUCUUCCUCAGAAUAUCAGCUCAAGUGUUUAUCCUGUCGUUGUGGCGGCACAUCCUUCGGAACCAAAUCAGGUUGCUCUAGGGCUGACUGAUGGUGGUGUUUAUGUACUGGAACCCUUGGAAUCUGAGAGAAAAUGGGGAAAUCCUCCACCAGCAGAGAAUGGGUCGACCAGCAAUUUGUCCACACCUCCUAAUGGAGCAUCAAGUUCUGAUCAACCAGAAAGAUAAUAAUGAGGAGUUUGAAGUGUUACAUUUUUUGUACUUGCAUGGUACAAAUCACUAACCAAGAUGAUGCACUUCACUCUUAUUUACACCUUCCUUUCCGCGGAGCUGGUUCCAAAUGGUAGUCGAUGACCAGAAGGAAUAAAAAGACAAGCUUAACAGCAGUUCAUUUGUUGCUUAUAUGCCUCUAUUAUCUGUAUUAAGUGAGGGAAUAGUUAGUCCUAGUAUUUAAUUUUGCUGUGUUUAUCGUGCUGUGAAAAAAAAAAUGUUUGCCAGUAGCUUAAAGUUGUAGCAACAAUUUGCCUGAACUGAACUACCACCUUUUCUUCACGACUAGAAAGUAAAAUGGCUGCUUCUAUCAGA
Molecule: messenger RNA, 4108 nt
Organism: Oryza brachyantha (malo sina)
Lineage: Eukaryota; Viridiplantae; Streptophyta; Magnoliopsida; Poales; Poaceae
Product: protein TPR3
Exons: 27
Coding region: 353-3751 (1132 amino acids)
Biological process (GO): regulation of DNA-templated transcription
Molecular function (GO): protein binding
Source: RefSeq, a predicted model, not a curated record